Messenger RNA from Papilio xuthus (Asian swallowtail), 1927 nucleotides. RefSeq names its product phosphoethanolamine cytidylyltransferase (gene Pect). Gene Ontology annotation, molecular function: ethanolamine-phosphate cytidylyltransferase activity. The transcript is spliced from 9 exons. The record is from RefSeq and is a predicted model, not a curated record. Bases 239 to 1405 code for a protein of 388 amino acids. Gene Ontology annotation, biological process: phosphatidylethanolamine biosynthetic process. Gene Ontology annotation, cellular component: cytoplasm. Lineage: Eukaryota; Metazoa; Arthropoda; Insecta; Lepidoptera; Papilionidae.
CGUGUGAAUGAAAUGAGUCACUUCUCUUGCUAUUUAAAAUUCAAAUGUUCUCAUCGUUCAUCAUUCCUCCUGCGUCAUUCAGUCAGUCAGUCAUUUGAAAUUGUCAAGAGUAGAAGUGUCGCUAUUUAAUAAAAAAAACAUUAUCGUUUUAAUUAAUUACUAUAUGAAAAACAUUUUUACACAUAUAUACCUUAAGAAAAAUAUUCAUUACUCUGCAUUAAAUCAAUUAUAAAAAGAAAUGAGUGAUAAUAAAAAUGACAAAAAGGAAAUACGCGUAUGGUGUGAUGGGUGUUAUGACAUGGUCCAUUUUGGUCAUGCUAAUUCUCUUAGACAAGCCAAAGCAUUGGGCGAUGUGCUGAUUGUAGGUGUACACACUGAUGAAGAAAUUUCGAAGCACAAGGGCCCCCCAGUAUUUACUCAAGAAGAGCGUUAUAAGAUGGUCCGUGCUAUAAAAUGGGUUGAUCAGGUUGUAGAAGGAGCACCUUAUGUCACAACCUUGGAAACCUUAGAUAAAUAUCAGUGUGAUUUUUGUGUGCAUGGAGAUGACAUAACAGUAACUGCAGAUGGAAUAGACACAUAUCAUUUAGUAAAAGAAGCUGGUAGAUACAGGGAAGUUCAGAGAACAGCCGGUGUUUCUACAACAGAUUUGGUUGGAAGAAUGCUCCUUCUCACAAGGGAACAUUUCAAACCAGCAAUGGCUCACCUUGCUUCCUUGAGAGGUGACAAAGAAUAUACAGUAGCGCUGGACCACUCCUCAAAUCUUGGCACCGACUCAACCGCCAGGUCUCCUUAUACUGGCUGUUCACAGUUCUUGCCAACAACCCAGAAGAUUAUACAAUUCAGUAGCGGUCUUUCUCCCAAGCCCACAGACAAGGUGGUGUAUGUUGCGGGUGCAUUUGAUCUCUUCCACGUCGGCCAUCUUGAUUUCCUGGAAGCCGCGAACGCACAAGGAGAUUUCCUUAUUGUAGGUCUGCACACAGACCUCGAAGUCAACCGCUACAAGGGAUCCAACUACCCUAUCAUGAAUUUACAUGAACGUGUUCUGUCUGUGCUUGCUUGUAAGUACGUCCAUGAAGUAGUGAUCGGAGCGCCAUACAGUGUGACCGCUGAACUGAUGGAUCAUUUCAAGGUGCAAGUGGUCUGCCAUGGACUGACACCGAUAGCCCCCGACGCCGACGGCUCGGACCCCUAUACGGUUCCGAAACAACGAGGUUGUUUUAAGACGUUAAGUUCUGGCAACUCUAUGACGACCGAGGACAUCGUUCAAAGAAUAAUACGCCACCGGCUCGAAUUCGAAGUCCGAAACACGCGCAAGGAGCAGAAAGAAUUGUCGCUUAUGAAAUCCUUACAGAAAAAUCAUAUAAAACAAAAUGGCGAUUGCCAUGUUAAAAAUGAUUCUAGUUAAUUAGAAAACAACUUAAUGUCGACAAAUUUCGUUACAUUCACCUUAAUAUUCAAUCAAUUCGUAUUACUGGUAUAGUGAAAUGUUAAAUAAUUAAUAUGUGACUAGAUAAUUAUGCAUAUAAUGUUUAUAAAUUUCCUCGUUUACCCGCCUAUAAGUAUAUUUACAAGUUAGUUGCCUAUACAUUGUCAAAUGUACACAAAAUAUGUUUUUAUUUUAUUUACUUUUGUAGUAUGUGCCGUUUAGUCUUUAUAAUAUUAUAUGUGUAUAAUAUGAUAAUUUGCUAAUAAAAAAAUAAUUUUUUCUAGUGAAUCGUUAGGUUCGUUUGUAAAACGAGUUUGGUACACUUUUUUUUUAUAUAUGGUUGCUGAUGCUUGUUAAAUUUGCAAAUAGAUGCCAGUGUUAGAUUAUAGUUUUAUGUAUUAGAGAUGUAGAAAUAUCACUGUAGUUGAAAUUUAUAAUUUUAAUCUCUUAUCAAAAUAUUUACUUCCAAAAUGUUUACUUAUUAAAACUUGUUAUAUUGUA